CUCUUCCUUAUUGUUAUGAAAAAAAGGAAAAAAAAAGAAUUGAAAAAGAAUUUUCCAACUUAAGAUCUGUGAAGUUGGCAACUCUGCCUGCAGUAGAUUGUUGGCGAUUGUUGGUUGCAUAUAAUCACACAAAUGUAUUGACCCUUUUAUGCUUGUGUCGUUUAGGAUAAGAGUGAUGUAAAUUAAAAACUAGGUUAUCAAUAGUUGAUGAUAAUUGUUAAAAUUCGCUAAUGAACGUAAUUUUUGUUAAUAUUGAGCUGUCUUCUUGCAUACGUGGCAGAGUCUACCACCAAUCAGGAAAGAAGAGAUUUCGAUAGGCGUGGCUUUGAAACACGUAUGCUUGUCUCUCUAAUGUUCAGCAGUCGCCAUAAUUCUUAAGAAGUCGUCGCGUGUGAAUAGUAGUAAUGCUUCUUUGAAAAAGAACUGAUUACCUCUUGUACAUCUUGCAAUUACUUUAAUCGACAGACAUUCAAUCGAAUAUCAUUGGAAAAAAAGACAAAAUGGAGAUGCUGCUAAUAUAUGUAGUGCUGCUUAUUCUCGCAGGAUUAAGUGUACAUCUAAUUUUAUUGUAUGGAAUGAAAGGAAAAUCAUAUGAAGAAGCUAUAGCUGAGCAGAGAAAACUAUCCGAUGAUCUUUUAUUGAGUAAGAAAGAUAAGAGCAAGGAUAAAAAGCAUAAGAAUAAAUCUGGCAAGAAAGUAAAGGAAAAGAAAGAAAAAGAUGAGAAGGAUGGAAAAGAAGAAAAACCAGAACAUGUUCAGUUUGAGGACACGCCGCAAAUAUUGACAUCUGAAUUGCCAUUGCAGGAGGGUAAUAAGGCAAGUAAGAAGAAAGGUAAGCCUGAAAAGGUAAAGCCGAUCCUCGUUAAUAAAGAUGAACCUUUGGCUAUUGCAUCCGAAAUAAGUUCUUCACAGCAUAUCUUGGGAGAAACUAAUCAUUUUGAGCUUAUUCAACCAAAGGAUGAUCUCGAACUCAUACGGAAUCAUAGUAAAGAAAAUCUUCCACAAAUAAAUCAAAUUAAUCAAUCUGAGCCGAUGGUAAGUAAACCUGUGAAGGAAACUCCAACAAAAUUGAAGAAAAAUGUUAAAGAAUUGAUUAAGAAGAAAGAUGAAAAUGUUAAGGAAGAAAAAAAAGAAACAAAUGUUAACGUUAACGCGUCACCUGCUGUUAUAAAUAAAGAAGUUGUAAAAGAGAUUAAAGAACAGCAGAAGGAAGCAGUUGUAAAGGAAGUAAAAGAAGUAAAAGAAGUGGUUAAAGAUCCUGUACCAGCAAUACAAUUAUCUAAUAAGGAAUCUAAGAAAACAAAGAAAAAAAAUGAUAUUUUGGCUCAGAUUGGUGGUGAUAAAGAUGCUGUUGACGUUUCUCUUUUGAUGCUUUUCAUUCAAAAAGCUGAACUUAGUCGCUCAGAAAUACAAAUCAUUAUAGAGCAACUUUUAAACAUGCAAAUGGAUAACCCGUCGGAACAUUCGGAGUGGACUGAAGGCCGUGCUGAUCCUGUGAUUAAAUUAAAAAAGCAAUUAGCAGAGAAGGAAAAAGCAUUGACUGAAGAACACGAAGCUAGCGUUGCAUUUCAAACUAAAUUGAAAGAAUUACGUAGCGAAUUUAACUCUGAAAGAUCUAGAUUAUCUGCUAAUGUAAGACAACUAGAGGAAGCACUGAAUAAUAAAAUAACAGAAACUCAAACUUUGCAUACACGUAUGCAACAUAUUUUGGAGAGCCAUGCUGCUGAGAAACAAGGAUUUGCUAGACAAAUUGAACAAUUGCAAACUAAAGUUAACGAAGAUGCUGCAAUUAUUCACAAAAUGCAAGAAGAUCAAGGCCAAACUCAGGGUCAUUUGCAACAGGAAUUAAUAAAUCAGCGUAAACAGUUGGAAGUUCAAUUUGCUCAAAUGCAUGAAGCCGAAUCCACGUUAAAAGCACAAUUGGCACAAAAACACGUAGAAGUACAAGAAUUGCAAAAUGAAUUAGAAGUAUCUUGUGCUAGCAGCACAGCUGAAAUAGAGAUGUUACAGCAGCAAUUAAGCAUACUACAGGGCCAAUUGAUACAUACAGAACAACAAUUGCAACAUUUUAAGGAAUCUAGCGAUAGACUCCAAGAUGUUGCUAGACAAUUGGAGGAAUCUCAUCGUGCUAAUGCUGAGUUAGAUCACAGAUAUAAAAAUUCGCAUCGACAUGAACAAGACUUGCAAAAACAAGUUAAUUCAUUACAGGCUGAGUUGAAUUUAGUUAAAGUGGAAGCUAACGAAGUUUCCUCUUUGAAAUCUGAAUUAACUAAAGUUCGAACUGAAUUACUUAAGAUGGAAUCAGAAUUGUCGCUAUCGAAAAAUGAAGCUAAUUCUGAGACUGCUGAAAUUUUAGCAUUAAAUAAUACAUUGUUUAACACAGAAUACGAUCUUAGAAGGUGUGAAGAACGACUUGAGAUGUUUUAUGACGACUUGAAAAAAUCUAAAGAAGAAGUUGAGUAUAAAGAAUCAAUAUGUAACGAUAUGAAAAAGGAAUUAGAAAGAUUGAAAAAUGAUUUGGAUACAACGGUCGGUAAUAAUGCACAAUUAAAGGAUGAAGUUGUCAAGUAUCAAAACGAGUCAAGUAAGCUUCAGGAAGAGCUAUCGCAAUUAAACAUAAUGCUUGCUAAAGCACAGGAACAAAUUAAAGCGAAUAAUGAAGCUGCAAGUGAAUUGAAAGUUUUAAAGGCUGACAUACAGAGACUUCAGAUAGGAGAAAAGAAAUCAAGCGAAUUACAAAUUCAAGUUACGAGAUUACAGGAAGAAAAGGAUAGACUUUCUGCUCAGCUUGUGAAUUUUAUGGAAAUGCAAAAAGAAAUACAAAAAUUGCAUGAAGAGAACGAAUCUUUGGUUUCUCAAUUGACGGCAACUACUGAGCGUCCUGCUGCAGAUGGCCAUGAAAAUGGAAUAGAAGAAAAAUUGCAGAAGAAUAAUACUGAAUUACUGGAACAUGUUAAUUUGCUAGCACAGAAAGAUAGUCAGUUGGAUAGUUUGAGAACAGAAUUAACGCAUCAAGAAGUAGAACUCAACAAAUUGAAUGCACAAGUUGAUGCAUUGAAAAGUGAUAUGAGCAAUAAGAAUAGUUUAGUUGAACGACUGCAAAAUGAUUUGGAUGCACAAAGAUCGAAAAAUAAUGAGCUACGUAUUAAAAACUGGAAAGUGAUGGAAGCUCUUUCUGCCGCUGAGUCGCGUGCUAAAUCUAACAAUGGAAAAGGCAUUGUUGAUAUAACACAGAAAAUUAAGGUAGAACAGCAAGAGCAGACCAAAGCAUUUUUACAAAGGGUAUUUCCGGAGAUUAAAGUUGCAGAAACUUCGCACGAGCAAUGGUUGAAUGCCUUUGAAAAUAAAGUAUACUUUUAUAUAAGUACAUUAAAAGAUAAAUCUGUAGUGAAAGUAAAUUCAGAUAUAGAAAAACAAAAUACAAAGUUACAAGGGUUGGUUACGCACUAUAAAAAAAUUAUUGAUGAUACAGAGGGUAUGCUUAAUAAUUUGCAAAGUCAUAUAGAAUCCGAAGAAACUAGAUGGCAAGAACUACUGCAACAGAAGGAAAGUGAAGUUUCUAAUCUUAGGGUAGAAUUGACUGAAUUACAAACUAAAUUAAAAACAAAUGAAAAGUUUCGAGAUAAGGUAUCUGAAUUGGAAGCCAAAUUACAGGACGCUCAAUUCUUAAGAGAACAGACUAAUGCUGAAUUAUCAGUUCUAAAAGUUGAACAGAAAUCUGUUGCAAAUGGAAAUAUGUGUAAUCACGAUCUUGCCGCUUUAGAGAAACUUCAAGAAGAGAAGACACGGUUGUCGGAAGAACUUCAGACGGAAAGGGAUAAAAGGGCAACAUUAGACGCAUCGGUAGCAAAAUUAAAUGCUCUAGUAGAAACUAGCGAGUCCAGUUUAACGGAAGAGAAAAAUCUUGUAGCACGGCUCCAACAAGAAAUAUCACAACUAAAGAAUGAAGGAUGUGGUGGCUGUAGCAGUUCUGAACAAUCCAUGUUGAACGGGCCUCCCACUUCUGAUUCUUCUAUAUCCGAGCAGUUAAAUAAUUGUAUAUCUGAAAUGCAGAAGCCACUAGCAACGAAAAAUCUGAUUGCUGCAUUAGAAAGUACUUUCCUCAAGAACACAGAGUUUACAAACUGUUCCAUGACCAAGUCUAUGAAUUUGGUUCAGUCUCAACAAGAAAUUGACAACAGCUCCCUAACUUCAAAAUACUCCUCCAAAUCUUGUCAUAUGACAGAUCACAACACACAGGCUAGUUGGAAUCCAUUGAAUGGCCAGCAACAUAAAAAACACAAGAAAAAAAGGAAGGGUGGUUCAAGAAAAAAGUAACUUCAAAGAACAAGCUACGUUAACGUACCAUGUUUUAGAAUGGUAAAAAAAAUAAUUGGAAUAAAAAGAGUAUAAAAUAAUGUAUAUGGAACCAGACUGUACACAUAAACGGCAAAACUUUGCUACUGAGAAGACUAAUAUAACAAUUUGAAAUAUAUUACGAAUACAAUGUUUAUUAUAUGAAGAAUACCAUAUUUUAUUAUGUGGAGAAAAUGUAAACAAUUAAACUUUAAUAGUUAGUAAAUAAGAGACAUUGAAGCCGAUAUUUGCUAUAUUAAUAUUAGAAGAGAAGCAUAA
Messenger RNA from Polistes dominula (European paper wasp), 4613 nucleotides. RefSeq lists its product as uncharacterized. NCBI's taxonomy places the organism in Eukaryota, Metazoa, Arthropoda, Insecta, Hymenoptera, Vespidae. The record is from RefSeq and is a predicted model, not a curated record. Gene Ontology annotation, cellular component: endoplasmic reticulum membrane.